AUGGGGGUCGAAACCCGCAGACCAAUUCUUCCCGCUCCCACAGAAUCCCUCGUCGAUACCAACCCAGGCGACAGCACGACGGGCACAGAUCUGGCAACUGACAUUUCUCGCCGCACAGACAAAACGUCGUACUCGAUCCCGGACGACGGUAGCCCCAUUACUGUCUCCACCCGGCGCCAUCGGGACCGGGACGACAAACUGUCUCGCUCAAAUCGGGACUCUCAGACCUCCCUCCUGAUCGAAUAUUUCGAGGGUGGGAAAGGCCCCGGCGGUGUCGUUUCAAGACCCAGUGUACGCAUCACCGAAUCGGGCUCCAGUCGCCAGCCCUCUUACACCCGUCGCAUCUCCUUGACCUCGCCAUCCUCCAAAAGCAAACAUCACGCCGAUUCGGGCUUGGAUGAUCAAAGCGUCAGCUCGAUCAAUUCCGUCGAAGACGAGGCUGAACAUUCCUCUCGACAUCCACCCGUCGAAAUCCAGUUUAUGAAUCGCGACCGAGGCAGCGAGCUUUCCACCGCCUCGCGUGGUUUCAUGAUGCCUUCUUCUGAUAUCUCGUCCAUGCCCGCCGACAGCAUGCUCGACACUUCAUCCGCUGGUCCGCGCAGGAAGCGCAGUCAAAGCAUCGAGCGUGGUGCAAGUCGGGAUAAGGAUCUGCUGAAAACGCCAUCCCGGCAACGGAGUCGCAGCCUCAGCAAGGAACGCAUCGCCCAUCGAGUUGCCGAGAAACUCAGCGGCUCCCCGCAGGAAGUUUCCAGUGGUAGGCACAAGAGCAGGAGUAAGCAUCGAAGUGCAGGGAAGGACUACUUGGAGGCUGAGCCCAAGUCAUCCCGGCGCAAACGACAUGGAUCCGGGGAUGAGGAUCUUAAUAUUACCAGCCCCGAGUCCAGUCUUCUCAGCUCGGCUGUUUCUUCCAACCGCAGGUCCGGUGACCAACACUCUAAUGUUUCAAAAUCCUCCAUCAAUAAUCCCAAACUACUCGAGACCGUCGAAGAUGCAAUUCGGCGCUUAAUCCUACCCGAGCUCAAGGAGCUCAAGAAGGAUCAGAAAGUCAUGACCAACAAAUCCAAAUUCGACCGCGACAUGACGACAUCCUAUUCCUCCGCUAGCUCUAGAGAUGAAUUAGGUCGACGUUUGUCGAAACAUUCCAGCGCUCCUGAUGUGAUGAAGCCUCAGCCCCGCGUUGUUUUGAACAAAAAUAGCAAGGAUGAAGGCAUUGUUCUGGCUGGCGACCCUCUACAACAAAGCAGGGAACGCAAGUCGAGCAAGGGCAGUGAAACUUCUGAUGCAGCAUGGGUCAAAUGGGGUCGACCGGAUCUUACUGAGCAUGAUAAAAUCCGCAGGCAAAAGAGCAAAGGCCUUCGUGAUGCGCAUGCCGCCGGUCGAGUCGGUUCCGCUCUGACUGCUGCCUCUCUCAAAAAGCAUGACUCUCAGUCUAGUCUUGGCCAGUCAGAAUCAGGGGAACGUAGAGGUAGUGGCUCACGCAAGAGUGUGGACAACUACAACGAAACAGAGCUUGUUUUCCAGAAGCACAAUGUGGCCCCCAUGCCAAUGCGCAGCGAAAUUGAUUCAGAAUUGACGAGGACUUCAUUGCUCUCGGAACGCACUGAGAGUCCCACCCCCCGCAAAGGAAUGUCACAGGCCGAAAUUUCUCGUGGCUCACCAAGGCAAGUUGUCUCACCGACAUCGCGAACGCCGACUCGAAUCCCACAAGAGUCACAGAAUGAGCUCGGUAUGCGCCAUGGAAACCAAUCACAUCAUAACCUGUCCAUGCACAGUGCUUCGGAUCGUGACUUGUAUCAAAAGAGCCAGUCUCCCGGCACCGAUGGUGGUGACUGGGCCAUUGCUGCUGCUGCUGCCGCCAACUUGCUCGACGCUGCUCAUCCAGGACAACAACCGUCGCCAGACAGGCAUUAUGAGGCAGGCCGAGCACUGAGCCCUAUUCAGAGCGUUGCCAGUGACCUUACCGAGACUCGUGAUGCGCAUUAUCCAAACAAGCACACUGCCGACCUCCAGCGGGAUGUGGAACCUCGCCUUUCGAUUGAUUCUUUGUCUUCCGCCCCGAGCACAAACCUCGCCCGAUCUACUCGGCAGGAUGGAAACAGCCCCAGCAGUCAAAUCCGGGCUUUCGAUGGUGAGGAGGGCACUGAUCUCGGAUACGAGCAAUCACGCCGUGCAUCCGGAGAGGACAACUACUAUGGUCCCGAUGAGGAGUCAAGGCUUUCAUUCGAGAAUGAUGACAGCGAACUUGAUUUCAUGGAUCGAGUGAAGGAAGGUCAUAAUGUGGCCACCGGCAUUGCUGCCAACCCGCAAUUCAUUCACCCAGCGGGCGUUGAGUCAAACGUUGCUACUCUGAUUGACGGGUCCAUUCUCGAGUCUCAAACCUCUGGAAACCGCUCACAGACCGAAUUCGCUGAGCGUGCGGCAAGCCGAAGCCCCGAAAAACGUGGAAGCCCUCUCAAGCAACGCCAGGACGCCUCCAGCCCUGAUGAGACAUCCUUCCCUCGGCGGAUUGGUGCUACCUCGCCACCACAAAGCGUUACCCAGUCUAUCGACGACUUCGAUGAAGCAGGCGCAGCGGCGGGAAUGGCUGCAGGAAUGGCUGCGGCUGCGGCUUCUAGGGGCAUGGACAGCCCGGGUGCGGAUGAGGACCGCAGUCAAGAGUCCGAAUCCGAGAUCAACACCAACCCUUCCAUCAUCCAAGGCCCUGCUCAAAGUGCUCAAGAUCACUGGGGCUACGCAUCGAGGUCCCCAGCCGAGCAGCCUAACUACUAUGAUCAUGGCGCAAAAGAUCUCGACCAGAACCAGCCCCGUAAUCUUGAUGCGGAAUACUAUGAGACUGCCAGAAACAUCUUUGGUGGCGAUGACUUUGUCGUUGACCAACAAGCUGGUCAGCUGUUUGGUACUCCCCCGGGGGCCAAGGAUGAAGGCUACGUGUCGGCUGCCAACCCCAUGUCUCCAAGUAUCGGUACUCCCAAGAAAGGGGAUCGAGGUCUUGAGGGCGCCUUUGAGAGUCCGACUGAGGAAGACCCAUUCAGCUCUGGCCACCAGCGACACUUCAGUGGUUACUCUCACGGUGUGGGCUCUCCGCUCUACGACAGCGCCACUGGCCGAGGCAUCGAAAGAAUCCAGUCCAAGGACAUUGUUGCUCUCAUGGAUCAUCUCACUGUUCGUGAUGCCCAACGAAAUGCCAGGGAUACCGAGAUUCUCGUGACUCUUGUUCGAAGCGCCGCUGAGAUGCGCACCUCAUUCGAGCAGAUGAAGAAAUUCAUCGCCGACCAAGAUGAUAUGAUUAUGGACACUAGCGACCAGCAGCACGAGCGAACGCACAAAGCCCUCGGUGGCCCACGUCCACUGCCUCCCAGCGCUUCUCGUUCUCGUCAAUUAAACAACGCGGAAAACGAGGAUCUGCAAGCCAAGCGGGCCAACAUCUUCAAGCGUGCGUUGAAGGGUCUGAGCGGGAAAUCAGGAAACGACUUAAACAAGAUCGAAGGAAUGCUCGAGCAGCUUCUUGAGGAGGUCGAGGCCUUGCGCACUGGUCAAGAUGUUGUGACUCCCCGGAGAGCAAGCAUCGACCCGAAUGGCUAUGAUAAUGGCCCGAACAAUGUUGCCAUGGGCAGUCGUUCUCCCUACAUGGGCAGCCCUCGACAAGGCAAUGGGGAUCCCCGUGUUAGCACUGUCCCCGAAGAGGAUGAAGAGGACGAGGAUCUUGAGAUUGAUGAGAACGAUGCCUACAUGACUGCUCAUUUGCCUAUCAAGCAGCCUGCUCGUCAUGAGAGAGCUGGCUCUCUGCCUCUCAACACCCCGCCUCGAAAGCCAGUGGCAACAAACGGAGCCCGAAGCACAGAGACAACCCCCAAGGCUUCGGAGAAGGCUCGCAAGCAUAAGUCAAGCAGCUCAUCAAUCUUCCCCAAAAUCUCACGCUGGUCCAGGUCCACUGCCACAUCAAUGGGAGACAAUAUUCGCAACAGCAUCCAGCCUGGUCGCAAGGAACGUCCAUACUCAGAGGUCUCCCGCUCUGGCUCUGAUCUUGCCACAGACGCCUAUAAAACCGGUAAUUACUAUGACCCCGAGGGUGAUGACCGUAUCAGGUCUACCUAUACUCUAGGCGAAGACGAUCAGCAAGAGAACCGUCCUCCAUCUCCCUUGGUGCCCUCGCAGGUCUCCGAGGCACCCAAGUACCGCGCCCAUCGCGGCAGUCUCGAUCUACAGCACCCUCAGCCCCGACAGGGCCCAACUGGCCGCUACCAAAACCAGCUCGAAACUCAGGCACAGACGUAUGCUACACCCGAAUCCCCAUCCUCAGACCACUGGGGAUCGAAUCCCAUGGCGGUAGUCGUCUGUCCCCUAUCUCGGACGCAGGAUACUCAGAAACGAGCUCCCGCAAUCCUGGCCCCCCCUCGACCCCCAAAGGUCAAGGACGAUGGCCCCUUGAUCCCCGAGCGACCUCCCAAGGUCUCGGAAGAAGAAGAAGAAGAGCAACAGCAACAGCAGUACAGUGAUCGCGUUGUCUCAAGGGGCUCUGCCAUGCGCUCCCCUCCCACCCGCAAACCAACUGGUCCCCGUCCUCUCACCUCUGGCGGCAACUAUAGCCCCAGCAAUAUCAAGCGUACUCAAUACCGAGGCAGUCCGAUGCAGAUCGAUUAUGAUGACAACUAUUAA
This is a messenger RNA of Penicillium waksmanii, 4656 nucleotides long. RefSeq lists its product as uncharacterized. The coding region runs from base 1 to 4656 and encodes 1551 amino acids. The transcript has 4 exons. Lineage: Eukaryota; Fungi; Ascomycota; Eurotiomycetes; Eurotiales; Aspergillaceae. The record is from RefSeq and is a predicted model, not a curated record.